GGAUUAUAACGGUUUAAUAGCGGUACGAUAAAGGUCAAUAUAUAUUACGGUAUCUGGUCACUACACGACUACAUGUAUUAUAGGCCAGUAUUUGUCAGGUCUCGUAGCUAACCCGUGUGUGAACCUCUUAGCUGUUCUUGAUAACGUCCAUGUUAUUAUACAUAUUCAUGUAAAAUGAAUAAGAUGUCAAUCAAAAAUCCUGCUUUAAGGAAAAUGCACCAAUACAUUUCUGAAAUGCUGUAGCCUAUAUAACUAGUCAAGCUUAUACACCAUAUACAUGUCGUUGCAUAACAGAAUGUCACGUGGUACAGUAAAUCUGCACAUUCUCUUUAGUUCAGGACAAAAGUCGACAUCAACAUGGACUCUACAGAUCCUCUUGUGUUUUUCGUCAACGGUAAAAAGGUUCAAAUUAUGUUUCCGGAUCCGGAAACGACACUUUUGCAGUACCUGCGCAGAUCCUUAUAUCUAACAGGCACCAAACUGGCAUGUGGACAAGGAGCGUGCGGGGCCUGUACUGUCAUGGUUUCUUACAUUAACAUCACAACAAAGAAAAUAAGGAACGUAUCCGUGAACGCUUGUCUGGUACCAAUAUGCUACCUUCAUGGAAUGGCUGUCACCACAGUAGAAGGUAUCGGUAGUACUCGUAAAGGACUUCAUCCAAUCCAGAAAAGUCUUGUGGAGUCUCAUGGCCUCCAGUGUGGGUUCUGCACUCCAGGGAUGGUGAUGACGAUGUAUACAUUAUUCAGAAAUAACCCGGAACCCACUCAAGAUCAGAUGGAGAGGGUUCUUGAAGGAAAUCUGUGUCGAUGUACAGGAUAUAGACCUAUUGUGGAUGCUUUUCGGACUGCUAAAGAGAACUGUCCCUGUGGAAUGGGAUUUUGUCUUGAGAAAUCGGACAAGGCAGUCACUGCAGAACGAAACGAAAAAUUAAAUGAGAGCCCGGAAAACGUGACAACCCAAGACGUCAUAUUCCCUCCGGAAUUACAGUUAAAUGCAGCAUACCACAAUACAUUUUUGACGUUUAAGAGUGACAACUACACUUGGUAUCGACCAACUACAGUUGAGGAAGCUCUCGACCUCCUGAAAAAGUUCCCAAACGCUCCGUUAGUUCUAGGAUGUAAUACAGUUGGUUACCUCUUGCGCCAAAGGGAGAUUACCCCCAGAGUCAUCAUAUGCUGUACUCAUGUACCGGAACUCCAAGUCAUGCAAGUCAGCUCUUCGGAAAUAAAGAUAGGUGCCGGUGUAACCAUGGCACAACUCGAGUCCGAACUUACCGCAUUAACGUCUAAUAGGACCGCAUUGGCAAUGAUAGACGUUUUACGAUGGAUUGGCGUAGAUCAGAUCAGGAAUACCGCUACGCUUGGUGGUCACGUGAUGAGCCAAACAUCAAACCUAGACAUGAAAACUUUCUUCAUGGCAGCUGGGGCCUCGCUCGAGUUUAGAAAGAUGGAUGGAGGUGUUCGGAUGAUCCAGAUGGACAGUGACUUCAUACAAAAUGCAAUGAAAGGGGAUUUUCGGAAUCAACUACUGGUUUCUAUUCGGGUUCCUUUGUUGUCAGAUGACGCAUAUAUUUUGGGAGUAAAGCAGCCGAAUCGUCGUGGCUUCGACUAUGGAAUUGUCACCACGGGUAUGUACGUACAGUUUCAAAAGGGUACAACAGUGAUAGAAAAUAUGAGGUUAGCAUUUGGUGGCACAGACAACAAGCCAGUACUAGCAACAAGGUCGACAGCUUUGGCAAUCAAGAGAACUUGGAACGAGGACAUGUUGGAGAAAGUCAGUGACAGUCUGACAAGAGAGCUCCAGAGCACAGCAUAUACCAACGGAUCUUUCCGAAUAACACUAGCAUGCAGUUUCUUCCUAAAAUUCUUCAUGAAGAUAAAAACUAAACUAGAGACAGGUUCCUAUGAUAUUUCCACUGGGUUUCCAUACAUGCCCACUUCCGGUGUACAGAUUUACGAUGUCCCAGACGAGAGCGGUGCACAAGUCGUUUGGAAACCUAUUCCUAACGUAACAUCAGAAUACAUCACUGCCGGCGAAGCGCAAUUCGUGGACGACAUCCCAAGUGCAACAAACGAGUUGUUUACUGGAGUGGUAACAAGUACGCAUGCCCAUGCAAAGAUAACUUCUGUGGACGUGUCGGCAGCAUUGGCAAUGGAUGGGGUGGUCGAAUACGUAGACUACAGGGAUGUCCCUUUUCACAACAAAUACGGAAUUAUAGUGCCUGAUGAUACACUAUUUUGUGAGGAUGAGGUAUUUUACUACGGGCAGGUGAUCUGUGGCAUACUAGCAGUGACCAGAGAAGUUGCGAAUCGUGCUGUAAAACUGGUCAAAGUGACAUACGAACCUUUAGAAGCAAUCACUUCAUUGAAGGAUGCCAUCGAAAAGGAAAAUUUCAUUGGAGAUCCGUACAAUGUGGAGAGUGGAAGCAUGGAGAAGGCCCAGAAAGAAGCAGACUUUGUUGUGGAGGGGGAAUGUGAGACUGGGGCACAGGAACAUAUGUAUAUGGAACCACAGUCCACCCUGGUCGUACCAAGGAAGGAGCAAAAUGAGAUCGACAUAGUCACCGCCACACAAGGUGUUACACAAAUACAGGAAGAGGUGGCCAAUUUUUUGGGAUUAGACAGCAGUCGGAUUUCAUCGAGACUAAGACGUGCAGGUGGUGCAUUUGGUGGGAAAUCUUCGACUUCAGUAGCUGUUGCAGGUAUUGCAGCGAUCGGAGCAUGGAAAACUAACCGACCAGUAAGAUGUAUUUUUGAUAGAGAGGUUGAUGUAAAGUCAACAGGCAAGCGUCAUCCGUUGAAUGCUAAAUUCAAGGUCUUUUACAAGAAGGAUGGACGGAUUGUAGGCGUUGAUGUGAAGUUCUACUUCGGUGCAGGUUACUCCACGGAUCUUAGCCCGUUUGUUAUGCAAAGUGGUAUGUUCCUGACGCAAGGAUGUUAUGAUUUUAACAACAUAAAGGCUGAAGGCAGGCUAUGUCGUACUAACCUGCCGUCUAAUACCGCAUUCCGAGGAUUUGGAGCUCCCCAGGUUUUGUUCGUAGUCGAGGCUAUGAUACAAAAGGUGGCCUUCAACCUCAACAUACCGGCUGAACAAGUGCGGACCGCAAAUAUCUUUCGAAAAGGUGGUGUGACACCAUUCAAUAUGCCGAUCAACGACGACAACUUGUACCGUUGUUGGGAGGAGUGUAAACAGGACAGCGAAUUCCACAAAAGAGUAGAAAAUAUCCGGAAACUGAACAGUGAAAAUCGAUGGAAGAAGAGGGGGAUUUCUAUAGUUCCUGCCAUGCUUUCAAUUGGUUAUCCACCUUUGUUCCUAAAUCAGGCAGGAGCUUUGGUACAAGUUUACAAGGAUGGAUCUGUGCUUUUGGCUCAUUCCGGUGCGGAACUUGGACAGGGAAUCCACACAAAAAUGAUUCAGAUUGCGGCAACUGUAUUAGAAAUUCCACACGAGAAGAUUAUAAUCAGUGAGACUAAUACCUCUACGGUACCCAACACUUUUGAAACCAGCGGAAGCACUGGAACCGACUUAAACGCCGGAGCGGUGCUAGACGCAUGCAGAAAAAUAAAGGAAAGAUUGGCUCCAAUGAAAGAGAAAAAUCCUGACGGUGGAUGGAACGCAUGGGUUACUGCUGCCUACUUUUCGAGAGUUAGUCUUUCUGCCACAGGAUUUUAUAAACUACGUACAGAAGGAUACGACUUUGAAAAGCGCACUGGAGUUCACGCUCACUACUUCACCUACGGAAGCGCCUGUACUGAAGUAGAGAUUGAUGUUUUAACAGGAGAUCACCAGUUGGUAAGAACAGAUAUUGUACUGGACGUUGGGAAGAGUUUAAAUCCAGCCAUAGACGUCGGGCAGAUUGAGGGAGGAUUCAUUCAGGGAUCUGGAAUGAUGACCACAGAGGAACUUAAAGUUGACUCCAACGGUGAAAUCGCAGCAACAGGACCUGUUGACUACAAAAUCCCGGGUAUAAGGAGCAUCCCUAAAGAGAUGAAUGUCAAACUAUUAAAGGACAGUGAAGGGCCAAAGACUGUCUAUUCAGCCAAGGGCAUAGGGGAACCACCGUUACUAUUAGCAACAUCAGUGUUUUAUGCGAUCAAAGAAGCGGUACUAGCAGCGAGGGCAGAGGAAAACCUCACCAAUGACUGUUUCUUUGAUUGUCCCGCAACAGUAGAAAGAAUCCGAAUGGCAUGUGAAGACAAAAUAACUCAAAAGGGCAAGUAGAUGAAUCUACCGACGUCGCUCAAGAAGCUGUUUUCGUGAUGAAGAAGUUUCGCUCAUAUCACAUUUGUUAUAAGAUCAAAGAGUAUUUAUAAUUGAUUGAAAUCCAGAGUAGGCAAUAUCUUACACAAUAUCAAAAGCUACAUAGGUUACGCUAUUACCACCCCCAAAAGUAACAUGGUUAUAUUACAACCACCCUCCGAACCGAAUAAUACAUUUACAGUAUUACUACCUCCAAAAGUAGCAUAGGUUACCCCCCCCCCCCCCCCCCC
This is a messenger RNA of Pecten maximus, 4490 nucleotides long. Its product is annotated as xanthine dehydrogenase/oxidase-like. Lineage: Eukaryota; Metazoa; Mollusca; Bivalvia; Pectinida; Pectinidae. The coding region runs from base 358 to 4221 and encodes 1287 amino acids. Gene Ontology annotation, molecular function: FAD binding; oxidoreductase activity; 2 iron, 2 sulfur cluster binding. The transcript has 34 exons. The record is from RefSeq and is a predicted model, not a curated record.